AUGCGAGCUCUACUACCCGGGCGACCCCCGGCGAAACUACAGGCUCUGAGCACCGCGCUGUGGAAAAAUAUCCGGAUUGUUUGCUACAUCUCCGGCCAAGCGCUGGUUAUCCUCAGCGGAGCGCACAAACUUUUACAAACCAUUUAUCUCGAUGACACGGGACCUCUCGAAGCUGUCUUGAUUGAUGAAGCUUCGGGGAGAAUCGCCGUUGCUGGGGGCUCAGAUAUUUCUGUCUUUAACCCCUGCUGUGUUGGCGAUAAUAUUUGGAAGUGGAGUCUAUGUCACAAGCUUCGCGCCCCGGACGACGAUGAGCGGAUAAAUGUGCUGUCAUGGGGCGCUGCGGGCGAGCUCCUAGCCGGUAACUCGCGCCUAGCUCUAUGGCUACUCACAGAUAAACCGCAAAUCAUUUGGAUGAAAAGCGUCGCCAACCCAGUGAAGUUUGCGCAAUUUUCCCACGACGCUAGCUUGAUUGCCUCGACUGGCCAAUACGAUCGUCUGGUAAAGGUAUGGAAGCGGCUCACCUUCAGCACGGACGAGGUUCGGUUCGAGGUUUCUUACCUUCCUCACCCGGACACUGUGACAAGCAUGCAUUGGCGGCGGCCAUACCAUCCGGAACAGACGAUGGACAAUAUUCUUUAUACGAUAUGCGCCGAUAAUAAGAUACGGGUUUGGGCGGGCAUGGAUCGGACGGGCUCCAAGUCAGCACUUCAGCUUUGGGCGGAGAUCGAUAUGGACACUGCAAUUCAGCCGAGGCAACCUAAUAAUAGUGAGUUUGCGAAAAGAAGGUAUGGGUUCAUAAUUGACGGGCGGGAUUUUUCCGUCGCUACAGAACAUGCCGUACAGUUAGGGGCUGCACAGGAGCGGGAUAAUCGAGCUCUCGAACAUCUUGUUGAAGUGGCAACUAAGAGUCCGGAAGUGUGUAUUGUCAUGGAUGGCAGGGGACACAUGUCUGCUUGGGGUCUUGAGAAUGUCGGAUGCAAAGUCCGGUCACCGACAAGUGUGUUCAAUAUAACGCAUGUUGAAGGGCUGCAUCUUUCAUUUGCUUCCGGUAUUAAACCGGGCGACGACUAUGCUCAAUUUUACGGUUUUGCUGGUGGAUUAUCGGAAGACUCGUUUACGAUUUUAGUCCAUUACUUUGACGGGCGAAUCGAGUGGUUGGACUCCAAAGUGGAAGCUUUAUUUGACCCAUCUCCGCGAAAGAAGCGGUUGACUUCAAGAGCUGUCUGGUCUGGACAUACGGGAUCCAUCAAGAAGAUCGUACGUAAUGCGAGCGGGAAAAUUCUAGUUUCGCGUACCGACGACAACAAGGCUAUGAUAUGGCGACAGAGAGCUAGUAGUUCUGGCCCUGUUCUUGUUCGGCAGAGCUCUCUCUAUUCCGAUCUCCAUAUUCAUCGUACCUGUCUGAUUGGAGAGGGGAAAUUCCUGGUUAAUCUACAUCAUGAUAGUAUUUCUCUUUGGGAUACUCGCUCAUUCUACGCGGAAAGGCUAGCAACAUGUGAUUUCGGGUUAUCGUCAAAACCCCUUUGUGUUUUGCUCCUACCGACUUCUGAGGCGAAUUCUUCAACUGUAUACGUGGUAGCUAUUGCUGCUGAUAUGACUGGAGUCGCCUGGGAAAUUGACCUUCCCGAGGAGCAUGUCGUUGCGAAUGGGGCGAAUGGAUUCUAUCAUCCUAAAAUGCGCCAAUUUUGUACAUUUAACCUAGGCGUGGAUGAAGAUAUCGCAUAUAUUUUACCCAUUGAUCCGGCCGGUUCUUCGAUGAUGAUUUCCGGUUUCCUUGAUCUGUUCGCAACCGACAUAGCUCUGUCUUACACAUAUAGCGGGAGAGUUAGGACGUGGACAGCCAAGGUCGAUAAACAGAAUGAGAAAAUUGACUGGCUGUUAACUUCUACGGUUGAAACAGGGAUAUGCAAUCCAUCGCUCGCCAGCGGUGCCUCAAUGCGCAAGGCGGCUAUCGUUGACCAAGAUCGGACACGUCUCACAAUAUGGGAUACCUACGGAGCUCAGCUGGAGUUCGAAGAGAACUUUUCACAACAGGAUAUUAUCAAGGACUUGGACUGGACGUCAACACCGCAUAUUCAAUCUAUACUGUCUGUUGGAUUUCCCCACAAAGUCAUUCUCAUGUCCCAGCUGCGAUAUGACUACCUUGAUGCUGGACCAUCCUGGACGCAGAUUCGGGAAAUUCGGAUCCAGGAUCUAACACCCCAUCCGGUUGGUGACUCUUGCUGGCUCGGCAACGGCAAUCUUGUUGUUGGCUCUGGCAAUCAACUGUUCGUCUACGACAAGCAUAUUGAACUUAGUAACCAAUUGAUCACCAAUGUUCGCCUUCCAGCGCGACAGAUAUAUGUGGAUCUCUUUGACGUUGUCAGUCGGUUGAAUGGCACAUUACCAGUAUUUCAUCCGCAAUUCUUGUCGCAGUGCAUACUUUCCGGAAAAUCAAAUCUCGUGCAUUUAAUUCUCACAAGCCUCUAUCAAAAGCUUAAGUUUUAUACCGAAGGUGAUGAGAUUGAUGGGUUCUUGGAUAUUCCGCUUGAAGAUAUAUAUCAAAAUGCAGAUACGUUGAAAAAGGUCCACUGGAAAGAAAUGCACUCACCUUAUGCCGAUUUCGCCACUGGUGGUGAAUCUUCUGUUGUGGACGAGACGCUGGGAACCGCACUAAAUGAAAAUCUAAUGCGAGUCGCACUGCCUCAACUAACAAGCACCGAACAAUUCCGCCUCGUGAACAUUAUUGAGUGUGUAGCAACCGUCGAUAAGCAUCGACGCUCGAUGGACGACAAUGCUGCGCGGUACCUACUUUUCUUCCGUCAACACAUGCUACGGAGAAGCCAGGGGCUUCCUGAACAACCCACUGUUUCCUGGAGGGAGAUUGUAUGGGCGUUACACAGCGAUAGCCAUGAAAUCCUCGCAGAUCUCGUCUCUAGGCAAUAUCAGGGGAAAAUGCUUUGGGAACACGCGAAAGAGAGUGGGAUUUUCAUGUGGAUUACGGAUUUAAAUUCUCUACGAGCUCAACUCGAGGUCAUCGCCCGCAAUGAAUAUACCAAAAGCCAGGAAAAGAAUCCCAUCGACUGUAGUCUUUAUUAUCUUGCACUCAGGAAGAAGAGCGUUCUACAGGGGCUUUGGCGAAUGGCAAGCUGGAAUCGUGAACAGUCUGCCACCCAACGACUAUUGAGCAAUAACUUUAGCGAACCGAGGUGGCGAACGGCGGCACUCAAAAAUGCCUACGCAUUGCUCGGAAAACGAAGAUUUGAGUACGCUGCUGCCUUCUUUCUCCUAGCCGACCACUUGCGCGAUGCCGUUUAUGUGUGCAUGAACCAACUCCAGGAUGUGCAGUUGGCUGUUGCGAUUACACGCGCCUACGAGGGGGACGAUGGACCUGUACUUAAGGAGAUUCUAGAGGAAAGGGUUCUUGUCGAUGCUGCUUCCGAAGGCAACCGAUGGAUGGCUACAUGGGCAUUUUGGCUGCUCAAUCGACGAGACUUGGCUGUACGGACAUUGAUUUCGCCAAUCGGAAACCUCAUCCUAUCCACUCCAUCGUCUCCCACUAGCCCAGGCGCAAUCACUCUCCAGGCAAAAUCAUACCUGGCCCACGACCCAGCUCUGGUCAUCCUUUACAAACAACUCCGCGAUAAGACUACGCAGACGCUGAAAGGUGCCGCUAAAGUCCCUGCAAGGGACGAAUGGGAAUUCGUCCUGCGCAACGCGCGGUUGUAUGACCGAAUGGGCUGCGACCUGCUAGGUCUCAAUCUUGUGCGCGAAUGGGAGUUCCUUAAACCUUCCGCGCCCCUUAGCAAGACUCAAUCUUCGCGUCUAUCAUUUAAAGCGCCGGAUCUAAGGAAGCUGCUGAGGAGAAGGAGCAGUCUGGUUGUGGCUGAUAUGCCUACGCUUCAGGAAGAGUUGAAAGGUUCCCUAUCUGCUCAGGGUGGAAGGUAUGAGGCGGGGACGACCUUUGAGGAACCGGAUUCAAAUGCUAAUCUGCUGGCUCGGGUCUGCAAGCUCGUCAUCGCAACCUCGUAUAUCAACAUCAGCCGAACUCCCCGCUCUCUAAUCAUGGGGGUUAGGCGAUCUAAAAUGGGUGGGACAGGUCCCUCAUUAUCCAACCGCGAGGGCCUGGAAAGCCAUAGUUAUCCUGUGAGACAGUUCCAAUCCCCAGGGUUAAUGUCUUCAAGCCACAAUGAGGAAACGCAUUCAGAUCAAGACAGCAACCAUGAAGAUGGUGACCAUCACGGCGACAUCCAACAUGAUAGCCGGUUUCCCGGUGACUCCAGCGCGGACAGAUUGCGAGCUUCGAGAACCUCCGCGCAGAGCUUUACCACCCGAUCCCUCCUCAUGGGCCUCGUAAUUGGCACUCUCAUCACUUUCUCCAAUACGUACUUCGGCCUUCAGACUGGUUGGAUCAGCACCAUGGCCAUGCCCUCGUCACUAAUAGGGUUUGCGGCCUUCAAGGCCCUUUCUCGCCAUCUUUCAUUCCCAUUUACGCCAGUAGAAAACGUUCUGAUCCAAACUGUUGCGGGCGCCGUCGGAUCAAUGCCACUGGGUUGUGGAUUUGUGGGCGUCAUACCGUCUAUGGAGUUCUUGCUGCGAGAUGGGCCUGAUGGAGACCGAGGGGCCGAUGAUGGACAGGGUGAAGGGGGCCCAUUGAAGCUUUCGUUUGGGAAAUUAGUUGUUUGGAGUUUGGGUGUGUGUUUAUUCGGGGUUGUUUUUGCGGUGCCGUUACGGAAGGAGGUUAUUGUGAGGGAGAAGCUGAAGUUUCCGAGUGGGACGGCGACAGCAUUGAUGAUUAGAGUGCUACAUGGCGGUGGACAGACAGAGGAGAAGGGGAAGGCUGUGGGCAUUGCUAGUGAGCAGAGGAGGAGGAGAAGGUCAAGGUCAAACUCAGCGCAUGAGCGAGAGCGCGUGACGUUGCUAGCUCCCGAUGAGCGGGAGGACACUUCGCAUUCAAUCUCAAGACUAGAACUUGCUGAGCGGGAUAGAAGGAAAGACUGGCAGGCGAAGAUUAAAUUGUUGAUCUACGCGUUUGGAGUUUCUGCGACAUAUACCCUCGUCUCAUAUUUUAUCCCGCGGCUUCGUGAUCUCCCUAUUUUUGGUCUUCCGAUUGCGACUCAAUGGCUGUGGACACUCAAUCCUUCUCCAGCAUACAUCGGCCAAGGCAUAAUAAUGGGCCCUUCCACAUCACUACAUGUGCUGGUCGGUGCGAUUCUAGGAUGGGGGAUACUAUCCCCUCUUGCCAAACAUCGGGGCUGGGCUCCCGGACCCGUCGAUAGCUGGGAAGACGGCAGCAAAGCUUGGAUUGUAUGGGUUUCGCUUGCUAUAAUGCUUGCAGACUCGAUCAUCAACCUUGGCUGGUUAGUGCUCCGACCGUUGAUCACCCACGGGCCAAUUCUUCUACAUAACAUGACCCGAAAUGAUUUCUGGGCCAAUGUUAUCAAACCCGCUUCUCGUAGAACAGGUUACACCGCCAUUCACCCGCCGCACGCAAUGGACAGCGUCGACGGUGACGCCCCUCCAUCCGAGCUCAUCUCCACCCGUACAGUCCUCAUCCUCCUCCCUCUCACCCUAGUCCUCAAUGUCAUAUGCAUGCACCUCAGCUUCGGCAACCUCAUCACUCCAGCCCUCUCAGCUCUUGCUACCCUCCUCGCUCUCUUCCUCUCCGUCAUGGGCGUGCGCGCCCUAGGCGAAACGGACCUGAACCCCGUUUCAGGCAUCAGCAAACUCACCCAAUUGAUCUUCGCCUUCGCCACGCCAGCCUCAAGCCACACGCGCCGCACCGCAGUCGUUACGAACCUCCUCGCAGGCGCCGUAUCCGAAGCCGGCGCCCUGCAAGCCGGCGACAUGAUGCAAGAUCUGAAAACAGGCCACCUGCUCGGUGCCAGCCCCAAAGCGCAGUUCUACGGACAAGUAAUCGGCAGCCUCUUCGGCGCCGUGAUCUCCGCCGCUGUCUAUAAAUUAUACGUCGCCGUCUACGACGUGCCCAGCCCCAUGUUCCAGGUGCCCACGGCCUACGUGUGGAUAUUCACCGCGCGGCUCGUGACGGGCCAGGGCCUGCCGGAGAUGGCGUGGCAGACCGCCACGAUUGCAGGCGUGGUGUUUUCGGUCAUUACGGUUUUGAGGAUUAUGAGUGCUUCGCCUGCGUUUUCACCGGGGAAAGCCGGGGAAGGAAGGGGAAGAAGCCCGCCGUGGCGCGCGUGGAUACCAGGCGGCAUUGCCGUUGCCGUGGGUAUGUAUAAUGUGCCGUCGUUCACGCUGGCCAGGGCUAUUGGUGGCGUUAUUGCAUGGUGGUGGAGGUGGAGGAAGCGGCAGCAGCAACGGCGCCAGCGGCGGUGGUGGUGGCCCUUGUCGCCGUUGAGGAGCGGGGUUGUUGGUGAUAGUCGUGCGCGUUUGUUCACGGGGCCGUUUGACGAGGGCGAUGAUGACACGGCGGGGGUACCGUCUGCCGUUAAAGACGAUGAUGAACAUGUUGCUGGCUCUAGGACGGGUGGUGGGGAGGAUGAUUCCGACGCUGGGUCGACGGUGGUGAUUCUCGCGUCUGGGCUCAUAUUGGGCGAGGGGGUCGUGAGUAUUAUCAAUCUAGCGUUGGCCAGUGCCGGGGUUCCGCAUCUGUGA
This is a messenger RNA of Blastomyces gilchristii SLH14081, 6597 nucleotides long. RefSeq lists its product as uncharacterized. NCBI's taxonomy places the organism in Eukaryota, Fungi, Ascomycota, Eurotiomycetes, Onygenales, Ajellomycetaceae. Gene Ontology annotation, biological process: vacuolar acidification. Gene Ontology annotation, cellular component: RAVE complex. The coding region runs from base 1 to 6597 and encodes 2198 amino acids. The transcript has 10 exons. The record is from RefSeq and is a predicted model, not a curated record. Gene Ontology annotation, molecular function: oligopeptide transmembrane transporter activity; protein binding.